GAGGCGGCCGAACGCGCGGCGAGGGCGGCGCGUGCUGAGGCCCAGCGGGCGGCCGCGGAGGCCGAGGCGGCCGAGGCGGAGACGCGGCGGGCGGCCGCGUGGCGCGAGGCGGAGCGUGCCGCCGACGAGCGCGAGCGCAUGGGCGCGGAGGACGCGGCGGCCCGGUGCAGGUCGGCCACACGCAUGGGGGGUAGGGCGGGGGGCCGCCCAGGAGGCGCGCGCGGAGCGGGAGCGUCGCCGGGAGGCGGAGGCGAUGGCCUCCGAGGACGGGGCGUCGAGGCGGGCCGAGCGCGCGACCGCCACGAGGCUCAAGGAGGAGAGGAGCGGCGCUUCGCGUCGCAGAAGGCGGAGCACUUGCGCUGCGCCCGGCAGGCGGCCUGCGACCGCGCGGGGGAAGAGCGCCGCCGCAGCGCCGAGGCGCUGCGCCAGGAACGCCUCGCCGCCGCGGCCACCGCGGCCGCCGCCGAGGCGGAGGCCGCCGCGGCGGCCGCCGCCGAGGAGGCCUCGCGACGCGAGCGCGGGGAGGCGCGGCGCCGACAGGAGCUGCUGGCGGAGGAGCGGCGCAGCUUCGAGGAGCUCUUCCGCCUCAAGCGGGCGGCCAUCCGGGAGUACCGCCGGCACGAGGCCGGCGAGGGUGCACCCUCGCCACGGGAGGUGGCCCCGACCUCGCCGUGCCCCGGCGCCGGAGCCGGGACGCGGCCGGAGCAGCCGGCUGCGGCUCCCGUGCCAGCGGCUGGGCCCGGGUCGUUUGGCGGCUCCGGGAUCCUGGAGUUUGCCAGACACUUUCCGCACACGCCGGCAGCCUCGACAGAACGCUGGACAGAAGCCUGGACGAGGGAACCUUUUUCACCGCGCAGGAUUGCUGACGCCCUGGCGGCAGAAAGUAAAUUCGAGGGGACGUGUGGAGCGGUGGAAUGCGCAGGGGUAGGGAG
This is a messenger RNA of Prorocentrum cordatum, 932 nucleotides long. The record is from the annotation of a GenBank genome assembly. NCBI's taxonomy places the organism in Eukaryota, Dinophyceae, Prorocentrales, Prorocentraceae.